This is a messenger RNA of Cimex lectularius (bed bug), 1879 nucleotides long. RefSeq lists its product as uncharacterized. Gene Ontology annotation, molecular function: DNA binding. Gene Ontology annotation, biological process: regulation of transcription by RNA polymerase II. Gene Ontology annotation, cellular component: nucleus; transcription regulator complex. The record is from RefSeq and is a predicted model, not a curated record. NCBI's taxonomy places the organism in Eukaryota, Metazoa, Arthropoda, Insecta, Hemiptera, Cimicidae. Bases 269 to 991 code for a protein of 240 amino acids. The transcript has 2 exons.
AAUUAUAAAUAUUCUUACUACUGUAUGUUACUAGAAUUAUGCUAAAUUUUCUUUUUGUGACGUCUCAUGAGACAACGUGUAAAAGUAAUAACCUUCUCGCGUACGGCAGUAAGGUUAUUACUUCUAUCAAUUAGAAGCCAAGAAAUAAGCUCUCAAGCAUAAGUGGAUCUAAAUAAAAAAUAAAUAACAAAAAUUUCCUAGAUAAUAUGUAAAACACAAUUUUUCAGCUGUAAUAAUAAAAAUUUCACAAAAAUGAGAUAAAUGUAAUAUGGAUAUUACUAAUUUGAUCAGAUCGGUCCGAUGCAGAGAACCAAUCUGGAACCGUCAGCAUCCUCAGUAUAAGGACAGGGAAUAUUCCAUGUUCCUAUGGUCUCAGGUAGCUUCAGAAGUCGGAGUAGAUGUGGAAACUGCGAGGUAUAAAUGGAGAGGGUUGCGAGACACAUUUCGAGUACAGCUGAGAAAAUUGAACCAACCACAAGCCAAGAGGCCGAAAAGUCAAUUGCCUCAGAAGUGGGAAUAUUUUGACGAAAUGAAUUUCGUCAAAGAGCAGAUCUACAUCGAUGUCAACAGGAAGAAAUACUACGACAAAGAGAAGAUGAGUGAAAUCAAAGACGACGAAGACGAGUCAAAAGACGAAGGCGAGGAGGAUUUCGAAGAGACGGAGAAAAGUGACGAAGCCGCCGAAGACUACCAAGGCCUCGCCGAUUUCUGCAUCACCGAGGUCAGGGAGGACACGGGAUGCCUCGAGUUCGAUUAUAACGACGAGAGAAACUCUGAUGUUUCAGAAGAGGAGUUGACGUUACUUAACAAACCGCAUAUGAACUACCUGCUCCAGAGGAAACUCAGAUCCCUUCAAGACGACAACUACUGCUUCCUCAUGAGCGUGCUUCCACAACUCAAAUCACUUCCGAACAAAGAGAAACUCUACAUACGAAUCAAAAUUCAAGAAAUGUUAUUAGCUGAAAUAUUAAAUCUAGAAAACCAAAAGUAACGCAUUAUUUAUUUAAAACGUUUGAUCUCAUUUGAUGAUAUUUAAGACUUCUUUUUUAUUUAUUUAUUUAUUUAAUUUACGCUUAUUUGGAUUAAUGUAAAAUUAGUUGUACAAGUAUAAAAAGCUUUAAUAGUUACAAUAUUACAAACCUUUUAAAGCCAGGGGCAUUGAAUUUAAUUCAUGUAUUACAAAUUGUAGCCACAGAAUGUAUUCUGUGAACCCAGGCCUUAAGAGGAAAAUUAUUAACGAAAAAAACCAAGAACAACUACAAAAAGUUCAACUAUAAAGUUUUCAUUUAAGUCAAAGCAUGUAGUUGUAAGAAUUUAAAUAAAUUCCUUGAUAUGUUUCUUUAAUACAAAAAUUUACUUUGACUGUAGAAAAACUGUUCUUCUAUUCACUUUGAUAGAUAAUUUGUAAUUGCUUAUUACAUUUUAUUAUUUUAAAAUUUAUAUAAAUCAAAAAAAUUGCCAAAGAUUUAUGUUUAAAUUUUAAACCAAUAACAAUACGUCUAGCAAGGUAAAAGGUUAAGAAAAGGAAAACGAUAAUCGCACAUCACCAGAAGUUUAUCUUUAAUAUAAUUGUAGAUCCGUCCAUUUAUUUAUUUAAACAGUACUUUCAAAAUAAAACUUGUGCAAUUACAAAAUACCACAUUUCAAUUGUAUCUUUGGGUACAAAAGUACAUUAUUGAUUUGAUCACAGUUAUCUUUUAUAAUUAAGGAUCCUGAGUGUAAUAAAAUGUAUGUUUUGAUACAUUGUAUUUUUUAAAAUAAAAGUCCAUUUUAAAUUAUUAUUUGUGUUUAAAUAAGGAGAAAAAAGAACGGGAUUUGACUUGAAGAUGGGAACCUAUGUAUUGUGACUGAGUGUAUACAUAUAUAUUUUUUUUCCAUA